CAAGUGCGCAUCGUUGCUACGCAGAGGAAGCGAGAUUUUUCACCUGCUCGAUUUUCGUCGUGCGCUCACACAACACGGAAUUGUUUUGAUUUUUCCGCUCUCGAGGCUGGCAGCCGGGAAAAGCGUCGCGCGUGUGUCAUCGACGGCGGAGGAAAACCGUGCCGCUGAGGUGUGUGAGAAUCUGCAACGGAGAGUGGGAGAGUGGGUGAAAAAAAGAAAAAUCACAGUGAGCCACAAGUAAGUGAGCAAAGCGAAUACACACGAGUGGUGUUGUUCUUGUUCUUUUCCCGUGUGUAACGCUCAGUGGAUUACUAGGAUCGGGCUUGUGCAAACUGGAAACUCUCAGAUACUCGCGGCUUUGGCACCGAACCCAGUGAAAAGUUGAAGCUCGCCGCGCCGAUAUUUUUAGUUAUUUACAGUUUUUGUUUGUUUUUCCGAAAUUUCCUUUUUCCGUUCGCUGUGUUUCACGUGCUGCAGUGUACAUAGGGCGCUAGAAUUGGCCUGUUUUUUGUUGUUCCCGGGAUAAAUAAAAAAGAACAAGUAACACUAUGUUGUAAGGACACAAAAGACAAUUAUUAUUGAUGUUGUAAUAAAACAUUUUCAAUAUCUCUAUCGACGGUGUUUUCGUGUCUGGGAUGAAACACUGCACUUUUUAUGGUUGGAGCAAAACCGGUUGCUAGGAAAGUGUGACCCGCACGUGCAAUCAACCAGAGCAAGUUGUGGAUAGUGUUGUGUUCAGAUCAUUCCUAAUAACUUUGCCAAAAUUAUGACGUUUAGUUAGACUGCCGCAGUAUAACAGUCAUCCAACGACGGAACAGGACACACGUACAUCAUGCUGGCUCUUGCAAGAACAACUUGUAGCCCUUGUCCGUCGAGCAGCUCUGACAGUUGUUGUAACGGCGUGUAACGGAAGGAUCGUUCAAUGCUGCAGUACUGUGCGAUUGUUGAAGCAGCCAGCACCUCCCAUGUGAACCUUCGAGAAUCGUUUCAACUUCUGUUCCGUUGUGUUGUUUUGUUCUGUUGUUACAAUGAAUGAUUAGUGGAAUUUUAUUAUUUGCCGGCUAGAAGGCGCACAAAAACCAGAUCGCACGCGUGACAGUGUAGUGAAAUUGUUAUAAAAAUAUUGUUUUCGAAUUCGGUCUCUAGCACGACCUCGACUACAUAGCCGAAGUGUUUAGUGAAACAUUCCGGCCAUAGGAUCGCCAGUACUGCGGAAAGUGGAGGCGAGAGUGCGCGAAUACACACACUCUCUCUCUCUCGCACUCACAGGACGACGUCAGAUAAUAUGGCCGCGUAUGCUCAAUUUGGUUACACAUAUCCGUCGGCAAGUCAGUUGUUGGUUGGUGGUGGACAGACGACAACAGCCAGUUCACAGUCACCAAUCUCGGCCACGAACGCUCCGUCAUUGAGCCCGGGUGGGUCGGCAACAGGCGCGCCAUCAGGUGCCUUAAGCCCCGGGGCUGUCUCACAAACCUCAAACAAUGCGCCACCGGCAACCUCCUGCUGUGAGAAUGGUAGGCCUAUUAUGACCGAUCCUGUAUCAGGACAAACUGUAUGCUCCUGCCAGUAUGACUCGGCCCGGUUAGCCCUGUCCAGCUACUCCCGGAUACCGACCGGAAGUGUUGGAGUUUACGGCACACCUUACCCCUCAACCGAGCAGAAUCCGUACCCGAGCAUCGGUGUAGAUAGUUCAGCAUUUUAUUCACCUCUUAGCAACCCGUAUGCUUUAAAAGAAAGUGGACCAACUAGUGAUAUGAGCGCGUGGACAUCAGCGGGUCUGCAGCCAACGACCGGAUACUACCCGUACGAUCCGACACUGGCCGCCUAUGGGUAUGGCGCUGGUUAUGAUUUAGCGGCCCGCAGAAAGAAUGCAACCCGCGAGUCAACCGCAACGCUGAAGGCGUGGCUCAACGAACACAAAAAGAACCCGUAUCCGACCAAGGGCGAGAAAAUUAUGCUGGCGAUCAUUACCAAGAUGACGCUGACACAGGUGUCCACCUGGUUUGCAAACGCACGCCGGCGGCUGAAAAAAGAGAACAAGAUGACGUGGGAGCCCAAGAACAAGACGGACGACGACGACGACGCGAUGGUGUCUGACGACGAGAAGGAUAAGGACGACAUGGAUCCGGACAAGAGUCGUGAUCAUAAAGAUAUGCAUCACCACGUGAAAGCUGAGCACGAGAAGGAUGACGAUGACGAUGAUCUCACCGACGACGAACGGAAGCCGGAAAACUUAAUGGGGCAUCCGGGACAUUUGGGGCAGCACCAUCCGUACUACCACCAUACGAUGCUCGGGGGACACCACCACCAUUCAGGACUCAAAUCAGAAUUGGACCAUCCAAAAAACCAAACGGGCAGCGACUGUGGAGUGCCGAUUCCAGCCUCAAAGCCGAAAAUCUGGAGUCUAGCAGACACAGCCGCUUGCAAAACCCCACCGCCACAGGCACUGCACAGCUCUUGGAUGACCGGCGGCUAUCACCCAGGGCAGCAUCAUCAGCAACAGCAUCAACAGCAGCAGCAACAACAGCAGCACCACCAUCUACAGCAACAGCACCUCCAGCAACAGCAGCAACAUCCGCACCAGCAGCAACAUCCGGGCAGUGGGAUGAUGAUGGGCGACGCAAAUUCCCCUAUGAAUAUGAAUAUGGCAAAUACGCCACCCAACCCAGGUAUGGGGACUAUGGGCAGUGGUAUGAUGAACAAUUUCGCGAAUACCCCUUAUUCCCGUUAUGGGGGGUUUCUAACCGGAACUCAACAUUACAAUACUACCCACAACAACAACAACAACAACAGCAACACCAACAACAAUAUCAACAGCAAUACGACUACGGGUCAGGUGACGGAUGCUACAACUCCCACUUUGCAACAGCAGCAGCAUCCACUACAAGGAAUGCAUCAACAACAGCACCCGCUGCCUCAAUCCCAGCAACCUAUGAACACCAACAACAAUUCCCAGUCGAUGGGGUUUCCAGAGGUCCAGACCGACACCCCACCUCAAACCCCUCCGAAUAUGAAGCUACCCAGCGUGGCGGGGAAUCUUCUUACAGCCUCAACAACCCCUACGACCGGUACCUGCUAUAAUGGCACCAACAACGGCAACAGUAGCAACAACAACAAUAACAACCUCACCCCAAACAAUAACAAUCUAAACCAGACGAAUGGCUACGCGUCGUCGCCGGAAUCGAUGGGACAAUCUGGUAAUCAGCCAGGACAAACACAAAAUAGCUACUAUCGGAUGCAAUCAAAUUCACCACAGAAAGACUAUUCGCAGCAAAUGCUUCAUCAACAAGACGGCUUUAAGCCGUUCUACAAAAACUCACCACAAGUUGGUAACGGAUUCGUUUCUCCGGUCUAAAUAGCAACAGUAGUCACACCCUGCCAGGAAGAUCAGAGCUAAAUAAAACUUUCGAUUGGAGUUGGAUGUGGAUUGCAGUACGACCAUACAUUUAAAUUUCCUAUCUCCGACGAUUGCUAUAAGCAAAAUAAUUUGGAGGUUUUUACAACUCAGCAAAAUGAAAACAUCACCUGAGCGCAGUGUACCCAACCGCAGACAAGAACCACUCAAGCGGGCCUCACCGGAGAAUCACCAUCCAAUCUGAAACAGCAGCAGCAAAGCAACCCUUGGUAACUUGGUGGCGACUGGAGAGUGCAACAAGUUUUCCACUCACUCUCCCGUGUAACGCCGGCUGGAUGCAACAAUAAUUUUCUCGGCACUCAACCGUUUGUUUUCGUUUUCUGGUCUCAUCCCAUGCGCAAAAUCGCUCCUGCUUCGAAGCCAGCAACACUACAUUAAUAAGCGUGAUCAAAAAAAAACUAUCACUACUACUAUUACUACUACCAUAAUGAAAAGAAAACGAAUUACUAACCCGAAUGAUAGGAGAAACCAAAUUUUGUUGUAUACGAGAUUAAAGGGUGAAACAUAAAAUUUAGUUGCGGAGAAGCUAAAACAGAUCGCGAAGAUAUACUACCUGUUCCAAGUGGAAACUGGGCUAUGUGCAAACAAAAAAUGUGUAUAAAAUGGAGAAUAUUUGUUUUGACGUUGUAAAACUAUUUUGCCUGUAGUCUAAUUUUAUCGACUAGCGUUGAUCACAAAAAUAAUUUUAUGGCCAAGAGAUACUUUCCUCCUGUAAAGCUAAGUGCAAUUCUUUACCCUACCUACCUAUAUUAUCUAAUUUCAGUGUAUUGCACUGUUAUCGCAAACUUCUGUAAGGAAAACAAAAACAAAUCGUUUGUUUUAAUUUUUGGCCUUGUAAUAUAUUUCACGAUAAAAGUAAAAUCGAAAAAAUGUUGAGAAACGCAUUUGUAAUCUGUGAUAACGAAAAAGUAUAUAAAAAUAUUGAACAUAUUUAACACUAACUUAAGGCACGCUGAAAUCCUUUUUAUUUUAUUUUAGUAAAAGCAAAUUUUCUCCGCGUUUCACCUUGUUUAUGAUCGCUCUAGUAGUGAGGAGGACACUACUUUUGUCUCAUAUCAGAAAACAAAAAAAAACGAAAUUAGUUUGUUGAAAACACUUUCCGCAAACGACUUCGUUGAUGUUUUGUAUAAAUGUAUUGGGAGUUAGGCGACGUGAGGUUAAAGUGAGCUAGUUCUUCAUCAGUUUGGAAGCGUAAAUGCGUCAUCGCCCUAUUGGACAAGGACGAAGCGAAUUAUCAAAUCACAACCGACCGCUGCCCCACUUUGAAAACGAUUCUUGACAUCGUUUGUAGUCUUGCUAUUGGGCAAAUUGCGAAAAUGUGUAAAUAAAUUGUUUCAAAUAUUCUUUUUUCGCUAAACUAGAAACCUUAUAGACACAUCCAGUAAACGUUAAACACAAGCUUUCGAAAGGGUUAUAUAAAAAAAUUGUACAUAGUGUCUUAUACAAGCUCUAACAUUAUCACCAAUUCAACAUCAAAACAGCGUACUUAAUACAGAAGACCGAUUCGACAAAUUGCUCAUCCUGAUUUGUAACGACAAAGUCAUCUCUAGCGAAACUUUCGAUAGCAUUUUAUGUUACUGCAUCAACAUCCAACAUUACAUAACAAACGAAGCAGCAAAUAGUCGUUAAAUCACUUACACUACAUUCAGAUUCACGCAAAUGUAAUAGGAAAUUCGUUAAAAUUGGACAAAAUAUGUUGGCGGAACUUGCUGGGUUUCCAUUGUUUUCAUUCGUACACGAAACGAAAGCGCAAAUAAAAUGGCAGAAAAUUUAUGAUAACAAUACUAUUUGAAUCAUAAUGGUAAAAGAGUCAAGCCACUUGAAUGUACACUUCUAUCUGCUAUCCGUAAAAAAAUACUAAUUGAAAUAAGAGGAACGUACAUCUAUAAUAAUAGUUAUUAUUAUUAUUAUUAUUAUUAUUAUUAAUAUUAUUAUUAUUAUUAUUACUGAACAAAGCAAACAAAACUUAUAUAGUGAAGUAAUGCAUACAGAAAACCAGAAAACACUAUAAAUUAUAUAUAUAUUUAAACGGAAAUCACUAGGCAAA
Messenger RNA from Topomyia yanbarensis, 5462 nucleotides. Its product is annotated as homeobox protein araucan. The coding region runs from base 1286 to 3355 and encodes 689 amino acids. Gene Ontology annotation, cellular component: nucleus. The record is from RefSeq and is a predicted model, not a curated record. Gene Ontology annotation, molecular function: RNA polymerase II cis-regulatory region sequence-specific DNA binding; DNA-binding transcription factor activity, RNA polymerase II-specific. Lineage: Eukaryota; Metazoa; Arthropoda; Insecta; Diptera; Culicidae. The transcript is spliced from 7 exons. Gene Ontology annotation, biological process: cell development; neuron differentiation; regulation of transcription by RNA polymerase II.